AUGAAAGCCGCAUUAGACUACUAUUUCAAAGAUCAAGGCCACAAGUUCAGCAUGGAACACGCCUGGAGGGAGCUGAGGCGUGACCAGAAAUGGUGCUCAGCAUGUAAAGACGGUGGGAAGGAUAAGCGCAAACAUGUCUUGGAGGUUGAUAUAGACGAGGAAGAGGGCAGACCGGUCGGGGUCAAGGCAGCGAAAGCAACUUCUAAGAAGAAUAAGAGUGGGAAAGAAGAGAAGUUGUCUCGUUUACAAGCCAUCAUGGAGAUUAAACAGAAACUCUCUAACCAGAAACUUCUCGAUCGUUUAUUAGCCAAAAAAGUGCCAUUAACUGAGAUGGAAACAUCACUUAAGCUCAAGCUUAUGUCUGACAUGUUAUGA
Messenger RNA from Brassica oleracea var. oleracea, 375 nucleotides. RefSeq names its product glutathione S-transferase T2-like. NCBI's taxonomy places the organism in Eukaryota, Viridiplantae, Streptophyta, Magnoliopsida, Brassicales, Brassicaceae. Bases 1 to 375 code for a protein of 124 amino acids. The record is from RefSeq and is a predicted model, not a curated record. The transcript has a single exon.